AUGGUUGACAACCGCUACGCCACAGCUCUGGUCAUCGCCUGUGUGCUAAGCAUACUGGCCACCGUGUAUCUGUCGGUGGCCAUCGGGACGCAGCACUGGUACCAGUACAGCAGCCCCACCGUGCGCGGAGAGGCCAACGUGUCCGAGCUGCGCUCGCUGUAUGAGGAGUUCAUGGACGGAGAGUUUGAUGAGAAAACUUACAGCGACACCCUGUUCCGCCUCAACGGGACUGUGGGCCUCUGGUGGCGGUGUGUGCUCGUUCCGGCCAACGCUCACUGGUACAAGGAGCCAGAUGCCAAAAUGGCGCUGGAGUGUCGAAGCUUCACUCUACCUCAGCAGUUUGUUCCCAAGUACAAAGAACCAGGGAACCACAACAGUGGAGAGGACAUGCUGCGCACAUACCUGUGGAGGUGCCAGUUUCUGCUGCCAUUGGUGUCUCUGGGCCUGGUGGUGUUGGCAGGCCUGACUGGGUUCUGUGCCUGCCUCUGCCGAAGCCUCACCCCCACCCUGGGCAUUGGAGUACUUCACCUGCUGGCUGGUCUCUGCACCUUAGCCACAGUGUGCUGCUACCUGGCAGGGAUGGACCUGCUCCACAGGGUGUCCAUGCUGCCUGAUAAGGUGGACGGCUCUCUGGGCUGGUCCCUCUACUUGGCCCUCAUUUCCUCACCGCUCCAUAUGAUGGCCGCCGCGCUGCUGGUGUGGGCGGCUCGCAGCCACAGUCAGAACUACUACCGCAUGACUGCGUACCGAGUGGCAUAG
Toxotes jaculatrix (banded archerfish) is the source of this 759-nucleotide messenger RNA. Its product is annotated as claudin domain-containing protein 1-like. The transcript has 4 exons. Gene Ontology annotation, cellular component: membrane. Lineage: Eukaryota; Metazoa; Chordata; Actinopteri; Toxotidae. The record is from RefSeq and is a predicted model, not a curated record. The coding region runs from base 1 to 759 and encodes 252 amino acids.